CGGCGUUAGAGCAGCCCCGUCGGGCCUUGUUCCGCAGUCCCACCUUCGCUCCGGUCUUUCUAGAAACCCAGCUGCGCUCUUGGCGGUGCCCCGCAGCGUCCCAGACGCGCGUGUGUGUCCCCCAUGGCGGACACGACCCCGAACGGCCCCCAGGGGGCGGGCGCCGUGCAAUUCAUGAUGACCAAUAAACUGGACACCGCAAUGUGGCUUUCUCGCCUGUUCACAGUGUACUGCUCUGCUUUGUUUGUUCUGCCUCUCCUUGGGUUGCAUGAAGCAGCAAGCUUUUACCAACGUGCUUUGCUGGCAAAUGCUCUUACCAGUGCUCUGAGGCUGCACCAAAGAUUACCGCACUUCCAGUUAAGCAGAGCAUUCCUGGCCCAAGCUUUGUUAGAGGACAGCUGCCACUACCUGCUGUAUUCACUCAUCUUUGUCAAUUCCUACCCUGUUACAAUGAGUAUAUUCCCAGUCUUGUUAUUCUCUUUGCUUCAUGCUGCCACAUACACAAAAAAGGUCCUUGAUGCAAAGGGUUCAAAUAGUUUACCUCUGCUGAGAUCCAUCUUGGAUAAAUUAAGCGCUAAUCAACAGAAUAUUCUGAAAUUCAUUGCUUGUAAUGAAAUACUCUUGAUGCCUGCCACAGUUUUUAUGCUUUUUAGUGGUCAAGGAAGUUUGCUCCAGCCUUUUAUAUAUUAUAGAUUUCUUACUCUCCGAUAUUCCUCUCGAAGAAAUCCGUAUUGUCGGACCUUGUUUAAUGAAUUGAGGAUUAUUGUUGAACAUAUAAUAAUGAAGCCUGCUUGCCCAUUGUUUGUGAGAAGACUUUGUCUCCAGAGCAUUGCCUUUAUAAGCAGAUUGGCACCAACAGCUUGAAUUUCCAUGGACAAUUGCAGCAGUUCAGGUACCUUUUGAAAAGAAUGUAACUGAAGAUUGAUCAUAUGACUCUACUUAGUAUCUGUUCUAAAAUAAUAAUGAAGACUAUCCUGUAGACUAUAUACCCAUCAAAUCUGAUUUAAAGGUUAAAUGGAAAGGUUUAUAGGUAAGGUAAUUGACUGGGAAUGGUGCCUGAGGAGGCAUUUUGGAGGAAUAGUGUACAUUUCAGUUUCAUACUGGAUAAAUGCAUUUGGGGGGAAUUGGAUGUAUUAUGCAACUGUGAUUUGAAUAUGUUAAAUCCUAUUUGUUGAGCUUCUAUCAGCUCUGUAAAUUCAUUUUGAUCUUUAUUGUUACAUGAUUAGAAAUGUUUAAAAUGCUGCAAAAAUUUUAGUGCAGAGUAAUGGUUUUUGUAACCAAUUUUCUUGUCUGCAUGUAAGUAACUUAUUAGUAACAUCAGUUCUUUUUGUUCAACUUUCAGAUCUAUAGAAAUGUGGUAUCUACUUGAUAGCUCAACCAUAACCAGCUCUUUUUUGUAAUAUUUUUCUACUAAGUUAGAGAAGCAGCCUCAUAAUAUACAGUUGAUUUUGUGUCUGUAUGUGUGACUAGCCUCAGUAUCACUAUAUAUGUAAUUUGAUGAUUUCAAGAACUAAAUUUUCUAGAGCAAUAAAGUGACUAUAAUGUUAAGUAAACAAUAUAUUAUUGAUUUCUAAUGAUCUUUUUUUUUUUUGUGGUAUGUGCCCCUAGCGGGAACUGAACCCGGGACUCUCUGGUCCGCAGGCCGACGCUCAGCCGCUGAGCCAAACCGGCCAGGGCUGAUCUUUUAAAAAUUAUGUCUUGAAUUAUAUCAAGAAAUUUUAGCAAUGAAGGCAUAUUUAUUUUUAAGUUGCUAGUUUGCUUUCUUUUACAAUUUUUUAAAUCUUGAGAUAAUUUUAGAUUUAUAGAGAGUUGCAAAAAUAAUAAGAGUUCCUGUAGACCCUUUACUCAACUUCCCCUUAUGUUAGCAUCUUAUAUAACCAUCUAUACAGCAUUUACUGUGAAAUUAACCCUGGAAUAAUAUUGUUAAGUAAAU
Messenger RNA from Molossus molossus (Pallas's mastiff bat), 1933 nucleotides. RefSeq names its product transmembrane protein 33 (gene TMEM33). The transcript is spliced from 9 exons. Gene Ontology annotation, biological process: endoplasmic reticulum tubular network organization; membrane organization. Gene Ontology annotation, cellular component: membrane; endoplasmic reticulum. NCBI's taxonomy places the organism in Eukaryota, Metazoa, Chordata, Mammalia, Chiroptera, Molossidae. The record is from RefSeq and is a predicted model, not a curated record. The coding region runs from base 124 to 864 and encodes 246 amino acids.